ACACAUCAGAGUCAAAUACUUUCUAUAGAACAAACUUCUCGUCAGGAUAGUCAACCGAAAUUAAUAAUUUAUGUAUGUGUGUUAUAUUAAACAUAGAGGGAGUAAAAUGUAGGCAAGCAAUAAACAUUUCAGAACUACUAGUCGAAUAUGACAUGGAAAAGAUGACGAAUUUUGGCAGAGACUUAUUUAUAGACUAAUACACUUGAAACACAUAUCCACACUUAAAACUGCAGACAAUACUAGUGCCUCCCCCGCGAUCAAACCGAUAUAUAAAAAGAAACGCAGCCUAACGUGAUCAGAAAUCUUAACUACCAAGGUAGUCGCAAUAAAUAAUUGAGUGCGUGCGUGUUCACGCGAAGGGGGAAAACACCGGAAAUACUUUUUUUUUGCGGAGAGUAGUGUGCUUAAUUUUGGAUCAGUUAUCUAAUGUUUUCUCUUCAUUCGUGUUUUUGAUUUUGACAUAUCCUGCUUAUUUGGUGGAACGAUGUCGGUUGUACCUCCCAACCGACCUUCAACCGGUUGGCCACGCCGUGGACUGAACCAGUUCGAAAACAAAUACAUCAGCCCGCCUUCCAAACCUGUCACGCUGGAGAGAACCAUCAACUUAUAUCCCCUCACGAAUUACACGUUUGGCACAAAGGAACCUCUCUACGAGAAGGAUAGCUCGGUAGCGGCUCGGUUCCAGAGGAUGCGCGAGGAGUUCGAAAAAGUAGGCAUGAGGCGGGCAGUGGAGGGUGUUCUGAUCGUACACGAGCACCGGCUACCACACGUUCUACUGCUGCAGUUGGGGACAACCUUUUUCAAACUUCCUGGUGGAGAAUUGAAUGCAGGGGAGGACGAAGUGGAUGGACUGAAGCGAUUGAUGACAGAGAUCCUGGGGCGUCAGGAUGGAGUGAAGCAGGACUGGGUGAUCGAUGACUCUAUUGGAAACUGGUGGAGACCCAACUUUGAGCCCCCACAGUACCCCUACAUCCCAGCACACAUUACCAAACCCAAAGAGCACAAGAAGCUAUUUUUGGUUCAGUUGCAGGAAAAAGCACUGUUUGCAGUGCCCAAGAACUAUAAGCUGGUGGCUGCCCCUCUCUUUGAGCUGUAUGACAAUGCCCCAGGCUACGGGCCAAUCAUAUCCAGUCUCCCACAACUGCUGAGUAGGUUCAACUUCAUAUACAAUUAAAUCCUACUACUUGAAUGUGGCGACACAAGGACUGUCUCUGUGAGUUCAGUCUGGGCAGAAGAGAAUAGGCAAGCAGGAUUUCACUACACUUCUCUUAAAACAGAGUCCCCAGUGAUACUACACAUUUAAAUAUUGAUCUGGAUGUUUAGAAAAUAAGAGAAUGUAUUCAUCUUUCUGUGUCAACCUUUACAGAACUAUUACUUUGUGACAUGAAACAUUUUGUAGUCACACAAGUAUUGAUUUUCUAUGUUUGUAGAUGGGAGUUGACUGUUUUUAGAACAGUGCUUGUUUUAAAAAAAAAUCAUUAACAUACUACUUUGUCAUCUUUCAUUACUUUUUAAGGAAUUACCAAGGAGUUAUUUUAUUUUAAAUUAAAGAUGGCUUUAAAACAUAACUAAGAAACUGUUUCCCCUCUGACCAUAUUGCUGUUUCAAUACCAAUGGUAGGGUAGCUAUCACACCAGUCUAAACUAAAUGCAAUUGUUUGUCUGUUCCCAAUUAUCUACGCAUGUUCCUAUUUUCAUCAAUAGUGGUGUAUAGAAUGCUUUUCGUUGACAUUCAGAAGAGCAGAAGGAUAUCAAGGAUUCUGUAUCGAGGAAUGGUCCAAGAUCCCUCCCAACAUGUUCUCAAAUCUCAUAAAAAUACUGUUGUUAUCCUCGCAAGGGGAGGGUGCUAGAGUAUUCAAAACAGGGGUGCCAAUAAUUUAGACCUGUAUCUUUAAAAACAUAUAUUUGUUAAACAAUCUGUUAAAGCAUUCUAUAUUAGUAUAAAAUAUUUCACCAACAAAUCACAUUUUAUUGGUCAUGUACACAUGUUUAGCAGAUGUUAUUGCAGGUGUAGUGAAAUGCUUGUGUUCCUAGCUAUAACAGUGCAGUAGUAUCUAAAAACAAUUCACAACAAUACACAUCCAAAAGUAAAAGAAUGCAAUUAAGAAAUAUAAACAUUAGUUUGAGUGAUGUCAGAGUGGCAUUGAAUAGAAUACAGUAUAUGCAUAUGAGAUGAGUAAACGGUAUGUAAACAUUAAAGUGGCCAGUGAUUCCAAGUCUAAGGUGUCAGGUUGCGUAACCGGGUGGAAGCCGGCUAGUGAUGGCUAUUUAAGUCUGAUGGCCUUAAGAGAGAAGCUGUUUUUCAAUCUCUCGGUCCCAGCUCUAAUGCACCUGCACUGACCUCGCCUUCUGGAUGAUGGAGGGGUGAACAGGCAGUGGCUCGGGUGGUUGAUGUCCUUGCUCUUUUUGGCCUUCUUGUGACAUCGGGUGCUGUAGGUGUCCUGGAGGGCAGGUAGUUUGCCCCCAGUGAUGCGUUGGGCAGAACGCACCACCCUCUGGAAAGCCCUACGGUUGCGGGCGGAGGAGUUGCCGUACCAGGCGGUGAUAUAGCCCGAUAGGAUGCUCUCGAGUGUGCAUCUGUAAAAGUCUGAGGGUUUUAGUGGCCAAGCCAAAUUUCUUCAGCCUCCUGAGGUUGAAGAGGCGCUGUUGCGCCGCCUUCACCACACUGUCUGUGGGUGGACCAUUUCAGAUAGUCAGUGAUGUGUACGCAGAGGAACUUGAAGCUUUCCACUUCUCCACUGCUGUCCCGUCGAUGUGGAUAGGGGUGUGCUGUUUCCUGAAAACCACAAUCCGCUCCUUUGUUUUGUUGACGUUGAGUGAGAGGUUAUUUUCCUGGUAUCACUCUCCCAGUAUCCUUACCUCCUCCCUGUAGGCUGUCUCGUCAUUGUUGGUAAUCAGGCCUACUACUGUUGUCGUCUGUAAACUUGGCCACGCAGUCAUGGGUGAACAGGGAAUACAGGAGGGGGCUGUGCACAAACCCUUGUGGGGCCCCAGUGUUGAGGAUCAGUGAAGUGGAGGUGUUUCCUACCUUCACCACUUGGGGGCAGCCUGUCAGGAAGUCCAGGACCUAGUUUCACAGGGUGGGGUUCAGACCCAGGGUCCGAGCUUAGUGAUGUGCAAUCUUACAUAGGUAUUCCUCUAGUGCAGAUGGGAUAGGGCAGUGCGAUGGUGAUUGCAUCAUCUGUGGAUCUAUCAGGGGGGUAAGUGAAUUGAAGUGGGUCUAGGGUGUCAGGCAAGGUAGAGGUGAUAUGAUCCUUAACAAGCUUCUCAAAGAACUUUAUGAUGACAGAAGUGAGUGCUACGGGGCGAUAGUCAUUUUGUUCAGUUACCUUUGCUUUCUUGGGUACAGGAACAAUGGUAGCCAUCUUGAUGCAAGUGGGGACAGCAGACUGGGAUAGGGAGAGAUUGAAAAUGUCCGUAAACACUCCAGCCAGCUGGUCUGGUCUGGAGGACGUGGCUAAUGAUGCCGUCUGGGCCAGUAACCUUGUGAGGGUUAAUACGCUUAAAUGUCUUACAUUGUCUACGGAGGAGGAGAGCCCACAGUCCUUGGUAGCGGGCCACGUUGGUGGCAGGUUAGCGGGCGAAGAAGGUGUUUUGCUUGUCCGGAAAGCAAGACGACAGUGUCCACGACGUGGCUGGUUUUCCCUUUGUUGUCCGUGAUUGUCUGUAGACACUGCCACAUACGUCUCGUGUCUGAGCCGUUGAAUUGCAACUCCACUUUGUCUCUGUACUGACGUUUUGCCUGUUUGAUUGCCUUACGGAGGGAGUAACUACACUUUGUUCGGCCAUAUUCCGUCACCUUGCCAUGGUUAAAUGCGGUGGUUCACACUUUCAGUUUUGUGUGACUGCUGCCACCGUUUCUGGGUAGGGUAGGUUAUAAUUGUCACAGUGGAUACAUCUCCUAUACACAUCCUGAUGACCUCAGUCACUGUGUCUGUGUAUUCAUAAAUGUUAUUCUGAGGCUACCCAGAACAUCUUCCAAUCCUCGUGAUCAAAACAAUCUUGAAGCAUGGAUUCUGAUUGGUCAGACCAGCGUUGAAAAGACCCUAGCGAGGAUACUUCCUGUUUGAGUUUCUGCCUAUAGGAAGGGAGGAACAAAAUGGAGUCUUCAGUAGAUUUGCUGAAGGGAGGGCGAGGGCGGGGGAGGGCCUUGUAGGCAUUUUGAAAAGUUGAAUAACAGUGGUCCAAUGUUUUACCAGGGCGAGUACUAUAGUCAAUGUGUUGGUAGAACUAAGGUAGUCUUUUCCUAAAAUUUUCUUUGUAAAAAUCCCCAGCUACAAUAAAUGCAGCCUCGGGAUAUGUGGUUUCCAGUUUGCAUAAAGUCCAGUACAGAGACUUCUCUUUGGAUGUAAUAUGGUCGGCAUUUGAUUGAGGUAUUCUAGGUUGGGUGAACAAAAGGACUUGAGUUUCUGUAUGUUAUCACAAUCACACCAUGAGUGGUUAAUCAUGAAACAUACACCCCCGCCUUUCUUCUUCCCAGAGAAGUCUUUAUUCCUGUCUGCGUGAUGUACUGAGAACCCAGAUGGCUGAAUGGAGGGGGAUAGUAUAUCCCGAGAGAGCCAUGUUUCCGUGAAACAGAGUAUGUUACAAUCCCUAAUGUUUCUCUCGAAGGAGAUCCUUGCCCUGAGCUCCUUUACUUUUUUAUCCAGAGACUAAACAUUAGCGAGUAAUAUACUCCGAAGCGGUGGAGAGUGUGCACGCCUCCUGACUCGGACUAGAAGUCCACUCUGAAUACCUCUUCUCCGUCGGCGGCGUUUUGGAGCAGCCUCUGGAAUAAGUUCAAUUGCCCUGGGGGGUGCGAACAAAGGAUCCAAUUCGGGAAAGUCGUAUUGCUGGUCGUAAUGCUUGUGAGUUACCGCCGCUCUGAUAUCCAAAAGUUUUGAGGGAGAGGUUGUUGUCCUGGCACCACACGGCCAGGUCUCUGACGACCUUCCUAUAGGCUGUCUCGUCGUUAUCGGUGAUCAGGCCUUCCACUGUUGUGUCAUCGGCAAACUUAAUGAUGGUGUUGGAGUCGUGCCUGGCAGUGCAGUCAUGAGUGAACAUGGAGUGCAGGAGGGGACUGAGCAUACACCACUGAGGGGCCCCUGUGUUGAAGAUCAGCAUGGCGGAUGUGUUGUUACCUACCCUUACCACCUGGGGGCGGCCAGAGCUGGGCGAUAUGGCCAAAAUAUCAUAUAUAUAGAAAUAUAUAUAUAGAAAUAUAUAUAUAUAUAUAUAUGGUAUUUUUCUAAUUUGACGUGACCCUAGGGUGGCAACACAUAUUCUAAAUGAUUUCAAUGGGUUUUUAUCCAUUCUGAUUGUUUUAUACGGUUCAAUUAAACUUCAACCAAAAAUAAUUUCCUGCAUUUCCAUCAAUUUCUGCAUUUCCUGCAGUCAUUUGAUAUCAGAUCCACACUGCCACGAUAUGGGCAAAAAUAUUAGGCCUUAUUUUUUACCAAAUGUUUCAAUUGCAAUUUAGAUCAAAACACUUUUUUUGAACUUUUGGAAUCAUGGAAAUAGAAUGUUUGUUAUAAUAAUAGUGGGUACUUUGAAUACAGUCUUUGACAUGACAACGAAUGAAAAUGCCAUGGGCGAGUUAUUGUGACAGGGUAGGAACCAAAGUGAUUUUCAGUGUUUCCUAGAGGACCUUAUAAUCUUUGGCUACAUUAAAUCUUUAUUCAUAUAGCCAACAUAGUCAUGCUUCGCCUAUACUGUUGCACAACAUGCUGAUUUAAACCUCCACCAGUACUGGUAUCAAGCUGUAUUAGCUAGCUACGUUUGCUCUGACUCAGUACUUUUAUUAGCUAGUUAGUUAGCUAGCUAGCUAACUAGUGAUUAGCAUUAGUGUCUAAUACGAUUUAGCAAAACUUGCAAAAAAAAUACAAACUAGCUGUUUGCAGAUGUAAAAACCACAAACUAAUAUUGUAAUUAUAGAACGCUUGUGGAUUUAUAUUAAGACCAAAGUGGAAACAACAUCAUCAUCAACAUUGUUGCAUGUACUGCAUUGACCAUGCAGACGGAACGAAAGUGUCUCAUGGUCAAGCAACAACAAAUGUGCUCCUUGAGUGACUGGGUGGGACUAGGUCUGUGUGGAAGGUGGCAUGGAGAGAGAGCCGAGAGGGAUGACUUAAAUAGCGGAGUAAGCUAUAAAAAUGGAUGUUUCACAUGGCGUAUCACAUUUAACAAACCAAACAUUCAAAUAAUGUUAUAGAAGGUAAAGUAAAACCCAAACCGGUCCGUGCAUAAAUACCGAUAUAUAGUAAAAUACGGUAUACCGCCCAGCCCGAUCAGGGACUAUGGUGGUCUGCUUGAAACAUGUUGGUAUUACAGACAGGGAGAGGUUGAAAAUGUCAGUGAAGACACUUGCCAGGUGGUCAGCGCAUGCUCGCAGUACACAUCCUGGUAAUCUGUCUGGCCCUGCGGCCUUGUGAAUGUUGGCCUAUUUUAAAGGUCUUACUCACUCCGGCUGUCGUCCGGAACAGCUGUUGCUCUCAUGCAUGUUUCAGUGUUAUUUGCUUCAAAGCGAGCAUGGAAGUAGUUUAGCUCAUCCGGCUCAUGUCACUGGGCAGCUCUCGGCUGUGCUUCCCUUUGUAGUCUGUAAUAGUUUGCAAGCCCUGCCACAUCUGACUAGCGUCGAAGCUUAUGUAGCACGAUUCGAUCUUAGUCCAUUGUUGACGCUGUGCCUGUUUGAUGGUUCGUCGGAGGGCACAGCGGGAUUUCUUAUAAGCUUCUGGGUUAGAGUCCCGCUCCUUGAAAGCGGCAGUGCUAGCCUUUAGCUCAGUGCGGAUGUUGCCUGUAAUCCAUGGCUUCUGGUUGGGGUAUGUACGUAUGGUCACUGUGGGGACGACGUCAUCAAGGCACUUAUUUAUGAAGCCUGUGACUGAUGUGGUGUACUCCUCAAUGCCAUUGGAAGAAUCCUGGAACAUAUUCCAGUCUGUGCUAGCAAACGGUCCUGUAGUUUAGCAUCUGCUUCAUCUGACCACUUAUUUUAUUGACUGAGUCACUGGUGCUUCCUGCUUUAAUUUUUUCUUGUAAGCAGGAAUCAGGAGGAUAGAAUUAUGGUCCGAUUUGCCAAAUGGAGAGUCAUGGAGAGCUUUGUAUUUGUUUCUGUGUGCGGAGUAAAGGUGGUCUAGAGUUUUUUUUUUUUUCCCUCUGGUUGCACAUUUAACAUGCUGAUAGAAAUUUGGUGAAACGGAUUUAAGUUUCCCUGCAUUAAAGUCCCCAGCCACUAGGAGCGGCGCCUUUGGAUGAGCAUUUUCCUGUUUGCUUAUGGUGGAAUACAGCUCAUUGAGUGCGGUCUUAGUGCCAGCAUCGGUUUGUGAUGGUUUAUAGACUGCUACAAAGAAUAUAUAUGAAAACUCUUGGUAAAUAGUGUGGUCUACAGCUUAUCAUGAGAUACUCUACCUCAGGCGAGCAAAACCUUGAGACUUCCUUAUCGUGCACCAGCUGUUGUUUACAAAUAUACAUAGUCCGCCCCCUUUAUCUUAACAGACGCCACUGUUCUAUCCUUCCGAUACAGCGUAUAUCCAGCCAGCUGUAUGUUGAUAAUGUCGUUGUUCAGCCAAGACUCCGUGAAUAAUAAGAUAGAUUAAACUACCAACGGGACAUUAAAAACUUUGAUUUUAUUUUCCAAUGAUUGCAAGUUUGCUAGUAGAACGGAAGGCAAUGGGGGUUUAUUUGAUCGCCUACGAAUUCUCAGAAGGCAGUCUGACCUCAGUCCUCUUUUUCUUGGGCUUAUCUUCACACAAAUGACAGGGAUUUGGGCCUGUUCCCGGGAAAGCAGUAUGUCCUUCACGUCGGGCUUGUCAGACUCGUUAAAGGGAGAAAAAAAAAGCUUCUGCCAGUUCGUGGUGAGUAAUUGCUGUUCUGAUGUCCAGAAGUUAUUCAUAAGAGACUGUAGCAGCAACAUUAUGUACAGAAUAAGUUUUUUUUUAAAGAUUUAAAAAAGACAAACAACGCAAAAAAAACCGAAGGAAAAAAAAAACAGUUGGUUGGGAGCACUUCAAACGUCAGCCAUCUUUUCCAUCGCCAUGAUACCAUCAAGACACAGAAUCAAGGCAAAGCAUAAUCAAGACAAGGAAUCAGAGUCAACCCAACUUCACAAAUGCAACUUCAGAUCUCCAUUGCAGUUCAACUCAUCAGAUUAGUGUGAGCAUUGCAGUAGCUUCGUGCGGGGCAAGUGAUGAUCAGACAGGUUCUUUGGCAGAAUACAUGUGUGUUUGUUUUUUUGUGUUAUAAAUUAGUGUUAUUACUUACACAUCUUUUAUGAUUAGAAGUAUGUAAGGAUACAUUGUGGUUUUUGCAAUGAAUUUCCUUAACUCAUUAAUGUUGAAAAAAAGUCCCCUCCCCUGCCUUAUGCCACCACGAGCCUGGCAGUAGGUUUCUGCACUUGUCCUUGUCGCAUGCGUCUUCCCACCUGCGCCAGGCAGUGAGUUCUAAAUAAAUACCCGUUUUUUUGGUUGUCUGCACUACAGACUGCUAUAUCGGUCCGCUAAGGUUAUUUGAUGUGUAGUAUUUUGUGAUUGCUAGUCAAAUGUAGGCCAGUGUGGUUUGUCUCGACAUUUAUAGCUCUCGGUCUCUCAAAAGACAGACCACCUUCACCUCCUUCUGCUCAAUCCUUGUGCUAUUGACUGUGUUCCAUGUGUUUGAGGCUUGAAGUACUCAACCUUGUAGUCCAGACCUAUACUCAUGACAUUCAUAUUUUUUAUUGAGUUUUUUUUUGCUUUUUCAGAGCCGAGAGAUUUGUUCACUUGUAUGUGCUGUGUACUGCAAUUCAGCUUUCAGCUGCCAAGUACGACCUACUUGUAAAAUUUGAAUAAACUACUACUACAAAAAAAGU
Molecule: messenger RNA, 8817 nt
Organism: Oncorhynchus kisutch (coho salmon)
Lineage: Eukaryota; Metazoa; Chordata; Actinopteri; Salmoniformes; Salmonidae
Product: cleavage and polyadenylation specificity factor subunit 5
Exons: 7
Coding region: 485-1174 (229 amino acids)
Biological process (GO): mRNA 3'-end processing
Cellular component (GO): mRNA cleavage factor complex
Molecular function (GO): mRNA binding
Source: RefSeq, a predicted model, not a curated record